Molecule: messenger RNA, 2055 nt
Organism: Musca domestica (house fly)
Lineage: Eukaryota; Metazoa; Arthropoda; Insecta; Diptera; Muscidae
Exons: 4
Coding region: 702-1634 (310 amino acids)
Source: RefSeq, a predicted model, not a curated record
GUUACAAACGGAAUGACAAAGUAAAUAUACCCUCCAUAGUAUGGUGUAAGCAUGGUACAAUGAUAUCAAGGUAGGGUUAUGAUACCAUAUUUGCUUAUGUAUGUGUUUUCUUCUCAAUAACAAAAAAAUUGUUCAGAAAAUAUUGAAAUUCGGGUGUUUUCAAAAUGUUUAUAUCAACGUAUGCAUCGACAAAAUCUAGAGUUUUUGUAGCGAAAUAAUCCUUUAGAGAUAUGUAGUACAUGAUUUUGAAAAGAAGUGUUGACCUUUCAUUCAGUUAUCGCGGUUUUCAAUUAUUUAUUCAAAAUAAAUGCAACAAGUUGUUUGAUUUUUUAUUGUUUUGAUACUAAUUCUGACAUUACAAGCCAAACAGGAAGACCUCUAUACUUGCAAUUUUUUCAAAGUUGACCUACCUUCUCUUCAUUGUACCAUGGGUGUAAGAUAUCUUGCAAAAGAGUGUAUGACAGUACCUUAUUCUCUCAGAAAGAAGUUUCUGUACAAUUAGUGCAGAAAAAGUAAGCAGACACACCUAAUAUUUCCAACUUUUGUCAAAGCAGUUGCCACAAUUUAAACGGAGGUUUUUAUAAACAAAUAAUACAAAUAAAUGAUAUUUCGAAAUAUUAUUUGCUAAAAACUAAACGAAAUUUUAGUUUAAGACAUCUUUCAAAUUUUAUUAAAAAGCCCUUUGGACCAUUCAUUGAAACAUGGAUAACAAAUUAACACAGCUUUCAGUGGCCCUAUCAAAGAAAACUGACAACAUUCAUUUUUUAAAACCCAUCUUCAACCAAAGCCAUUUUAACGCUUAUGGACCUUUGGACUCAAAAUAUGAAGCUAUUGGCGACAGAGUCUUUCAAUCAAGCGCCUUGAAGAUAUUUGCUGCGGUGUUAUUGUACAUCUGGCGACAGAGAGGAAAGGAAUUAAAUGAAUUGAAGGAAUCUGUAAUCACCCUCCGAGAAAAGUUAUGCCAAAGUAAAUAUCAACUCGAAUAUUGCCACUCUCAAUUACGAGCCGAAGAGAACAAAAAUCAUGAACUCAAAUGUCAGCUGAACAACAUCCUUAAUAUGUUGCACGAAACUCAAAUGUCCUGCAAAGGAUUGUCAGACACGAUAUUCAGCUUGAAGACUGAUAAGAGGCUAUUGGAACAGGAGCUUAAAAUGAAAUACGAGGACUAUAACGCCCUGCAUACGAUAUUAAUUGAUACCAGAAAAGAUUUAGUUCAGAGCAUUCUGGAACAGCACAGCCACCUUUUAGCGAUCUCUCAAAAACAGCGAUCCUUUGAAAUAUUGGAAAACCAUGCCAACCAACUCCGACAACAAAUGGCCGAUUUGUCUCGCAAACAUGCUGAAACAAAACUUCAAUUAACGGAUAUGAUCCACAUGGCGAAUACAAGUGGCGCCGAAUCUAAACGAAAACAUCUUGGUAAUUCGCAAGUAUGUCAAACAACGGAUAGCAUUUACGAUCGCAGAACAUUUUGGCAGAAACAUAUUAACAUCGGCAGAUCAUGGCAGAAACAUCUAUCAGCACUUUGGACUCAAUGGGGGAAAUUCCAAUAUGUUGCCGUUCAAUAUGCCCACAUAUUUACUUUCUAUUUACUUCCAGCCAUUCCCCCUCCACCUGGCAAAUGUCUGGGAAUAUAACAUAAUUCAAGAAAUAACUGCAUGCAAAUAGUUUAAGAAAAUCAGGCCUGUUUACACAUCAUGAUAGAGUCAUCUGUAAAAUGGGAUUUUUUCACAUUUAUUUUUAGCAUUUUUAUAGCAUGCUUUAAGGUGUAUCCCAUACUUUUUAAACCAAUAACGUUUCGUAAUAUUAUACAAUUAAUAUAUUUAUAGUAAACACAAAAUAUUUUAGACCAAAGGAAACGCUUUAUAAAUUAAUAUCUUUAAAGUUUAAAUAUUAUGUUUAAAAGUUGAUGGAAACGCUUAAAAGUAUACUGUAAAGAUGCUAUAUAAAAUGUGAAAAUGUCACUUUAAGUCUAACUCGAACAUAAUGUGUAAACUAGCCUGUAACAUUACGAAAUUAUCAGAAAACGGAGAAUAAAAUAAAUUAAUCUUUUUACUA